AUGCAAAUACCAAUGUGGAAUGUAAGGUUGUAUGAGAAACAAUUCAACACAAGGGUGGUUUAUGAUGGACACCCUACUCUGUUUACCAUCAAGCUACGUCAUUGGGGUGAGUUCACAAAGUUUCCAGAUGUGAACUACAUUGAUGGAACUGUGACAUACAUUGACAUGGUGGAUAUAGAAGAGUUUUCUGUUCAUGAAAUGGAUGCCAUCAUGAAAGGGUUAGGAUACUCAGUUCCUCCAGUUAUCUAUUAUCAUUUUCAGUUGCCCAAAAGAGACAUGCAUUUUGGACUACGUGCCCUAGGAAACGAUGAUGAUGUUCGCAAUCUUGCCUAA
Molecule: messenger RNA, 333 nt
Organism: Lactuca saligna
Lineage: Eukaryota; Viridiplantae; Streptophyta; Magnoliopsida; Asterales; Asteraceae
Source: the annotation of a GenBank genome assembly